Messenger RNA from Prunus armeniaca (apricot), 1764 nucleotides. The record is from the annotation of a GenBank genome assembly. Lineage: Eukaryota; Viridiplantae; Streptophyta; Magnoliopsida; Rosales; Rosaceae.
AUGGGCAAACGAGGCCGUAAGCCCAAACCCCCCAUCCCUGAAACCCUAGAUUCACCAACCACCACCGUCGCUUCCCCGCCACCACCGCCGAUAACAACCGCCGCAACGGGAUUGGACGACGCCGUCUUCUCCGUCAGCAACGUUGAGAUAAUCGAGCAGCCUCAAGCCUCUCACCCCCACCAAGAGGGUCGCCGCCGCGGCCGACCCAAGAAGCUCCGCAAGCUCACUGACAAUCCCGAGAUCAUGACCCCUUCCCGAAGAGUCCCUCGGGCAGUCGACAAUGGCGAGCACAAGGGUUCCGUGGGACCCGCUGUGGCGGUUUCGGAUCCCGGCGCGGCUUGGGAGGGCGUGGCGAGGGCGGUGCCGGCCAUGGAUGCGGUGGUGAAGGUGUUUUGUGUGCACACGGAGCCGAAUUUCUCGCUUCCGUGGCAGAGGAAGAGGCAGUAUAGCUCUAGCAGUAGUGGGUUUGUGAUUGGUGGUAGGAGGGUGCUAACCAAUGCGCAUUCCGUGGAGCAUUAUACCCAGGUCAAGCUGAAGAAGCGUGGCUCUGAUACUAAGUACUUGGCCACUGUUCUCGCUAUUGGCACUGAGUGCGACAUUGCCAUGCUUACUGUUGAUGACGAUGAGUUUUGGGAUGGAGUGUCGCCAGUGGAAUUUGGGGAUUUGCCUGCGCUUCAAGAUUCUGUGACUGUUGUGGGUUACCCGAUUGGUGGAGACACAAUUUCAGUGACAAGUGGUGUUGUAUCACGAAUAGAGAUUCUAUCCUAUGUUCAUGGGUCAACGGAACUUCUAGGUUUGCAGAUAGAUGCUGCCAUAAACUCCGGAAAUUCAGGUGGGCCUGCUUUUAAUGAUAGGGGAAAUUGUGUGGGUAUUGCAUUUCAGUCCCUUAAACAUGAAGAUGCGGAGAAUAUUGGUUAUGUCAUACCCACACCAGUCAUUAUGCACUUUAUCCAAGAUUAUGAGAAGAAUGGAGCAUAUACGGGAUUUCCUAUUCUCGGGGUUGAGUGGCAGAAAAUGGAAAAUCCUGACUUGCGUAUGUCAAUGGGCAUGAAACCUGAUCAGAAGGGUGUUCGCAUUAGAAGAAUUGAUCCCACUGCUCCAGAAUCUCAGGUUCUGAAGCCAUCUGAUAUUAUUCUCAGCUUUGAUGGAGUUAAUAUUGCCAACGAUGGAACAGUUCCUUUUCGGCAUGGAGAGCGCAUAGGUUUUAGUUACCUCAUCUCCCAGAAAUAUACUGGAGACAAUUCAGUGGUUAAAGUUCUGCGUAAUUCUGAGAUUCUCAGUUUUGACAUCAAACUUGCAUCCCACAAAAGGCUAAUUCCAGCACACAACAAGGGCAGACCUCCUUCAUAUUAUAUUAUUGCAGGAUUUGUUUUUACAGCUGUGUCUGUUCCCUAUCUUCGGUCUGAGUAUGGAAAGGAUUAUGAAUUUGAAGCCCCUGUCAAGCUUUUGGACAAAAUGCUGCACUCAUUGCCACAAUCACCGGAUGAGCAGCUUGUCGUUGUUUCUCAGGUUCUUGUGGCUGAUAUCAACAUCGGUUAUGAAGAAAUAGUUAACACUCAGGUUCUUGCUUUAAAUGGUAAGCCAGUGAAGAAUCUGAAGAACUUGGCCAGCAUGGUAGAGGAAUGCGAGGAUGAAUUUUUGAAAUUUGAUUUAGAAUACCAACAGAUGGUGGUCCUCCGUACAAAUACUGCUAAAGCAGCAACUCUAGACAUUCUUGCUACACAUUGCAUACCCUCAGCAAUGUCUGAUGAUCUGAAGACUUGA